Pyrus x bretschneideri (Chinese white pear) is the source of this 879-nucleotide messenger RNA. RefSeq lists its product as uncharacterized. The record is from RefSeq and is a predicted model, not a curated record. Lineage: Eukaryota; Viridiplantae; Streptophyta; Magnoliopsida; Rosales; Rosaceae. The transcript is spliced from 4 exons. The coding region runs from base 1 to 777 and encodes 258 amino acids.
AUGGAAGGGAUUGAUUCUACAGAUGAACUUACUGAGGGGAAUGAAAUCAAGUGGAGUGCCAUCGGGAAAAAGAAGAUUUUUGUGGCAGGUGCUACUGGAAGUACCGGGAGAAGAAUCGUUGAGCAGCUACUGGCUAAAGGUUUUCGGGUUAAAGCUGGAGUUCGAGACCUGGACAAAGCAAAAACUAGCCUCCCCCAAGACAACCCAGCUCUUGAAAUCGUGAAAGCAGACGUGACAGAGGGUUCUGCGAAGCUAGCAGAUGCGAUAAGCCAUGAUUCAGAAGCUGUGAUUUGUGCCACGGGAUGUCGCCCUGGAUGGAAUUUGUAUGCUCCAUGGAAGGUUGAUAAUUUGGGCACAAUCAACCUUGUAGAGGCAUGCCGGAAACUUGGUGUGACUAGGUUUAUCCUUGUGAGUUCCAUUUUAGUCAAUGGAGCAGCAAUGGGCCAGAUUCUCAAUCCAGCUUACAUCUAUCUUAAUGUUUUUGGAUUCGCCUUGAUAUCAAAGCUUCGCGCGGAACAAUAUGUUAGGGAGUCGGGCAUAAACUAUACGAUAAUCAGGCCUGGCGGGUUGAGAGACGAGCCUCCAACUGGAAAUCUUGUGAUGGAGUCAGCGGACACUCUUCAUCAAGGCAUAAUCUCAAGAGAUCAGGUUGCAGAAGUAGCAGUUGCGGCACUAGUCCGCCCUGAAGCAUCUUACAAGGUUGUAGAAAUAGUUUCGCGGCCCGACGCCCCCAAGCGUUCAUGUGGCGAACUUUUUAGUUCAAUCGCUCACCGGUGACCUCUGAUCAGUUUGGUUCCACAAAAGUUUUAGUUUAGAGGCCUUCUGAUUCAGAGAUUGCAGAUAGCAUGCUUGAUCAAAAUUAAUGCAGAUAUGUUAUGA